AUGUUGCUCUCAAAGCCCUGGCUGGGGAUCUUCCUCUUCACCAUCAGCCUUUGCGUUAUCGUGUAUAAGCAUUUCAACCCAUCUUGCGUUCAUCCUCCAGCACCAAAACCGAUUUCAGCACCCAACAAAUCCAACGAACUCAAGGUCAGCAACAAAACCAUUCCUCUCAGCGUCAAUUACCAUUUCACUCGCAAAUGCAGCUAUGAAUGCGGAUUCUGCUUCCACACCGACACAAACAGCUACAUCGCACCACUUGAAGACGCCAAAGUGGGACUUCUUCGCCUAUCACAAGCCGGCAUGAAGAAUGUCAACUUUGCGGGCGGCGAGCCAUUCCUGUACGCAUCCAUGCUCGGCAAGAUGGUCGACUACUGCAAGCAAGAGCUCAAGCUAGAAUCGGUCAGCAUCGUGUCCAACGGCUCCAAGAUCACCGAGAGCUGGAUCCGGGCACACGCCUCGAACGUCGACAUCCUGGCCAUUUCCUGCGACAGCUUCGACGAAACCACCAACAUUCAGAUCGGACGCGGCACGGGAACGCACAUCAGCCAGUUGUAUCGAGUCGCAGAGUGGUGUCGCGAGUACGGGGUCAUGUUCAAGCUCAACAGCGUCAUCUGCCGGUACAAUUUCGACGAGGACAUGAAUCGCCACAUCGCCGCGCUGCAGCCGUACCGCUGCGAUGACGAGUUCGACGCUUUCUGCGCCAAACACGCCGCGCAGAAAUGUAUCGUGCCGGAGAGCAACAAGGUCAUGGCCAAGAGCUACCUCAUCCUCGAUGAGCGUCUGCACUUUCUCGACAGGUCGGGAAAAAAACCCAGUCAGAGUAUCGUGCAGGUCGGUGUUGAAGAGGCGUUGGACAGUGUGUUCUGGGAUAUGAGUGGCUUCAAGGAGCGAGGGGGCAUUUUUGCUUGGAAUGAGGAUCUGGCCAAGAAUCUUAAGGAGGGAAAGUCGGCAGAGGCUGGGGCUGAGAGCUGGGAGGUGUUGAUUGAGAAAGAGGAGGGGAAGGGCAAAGAUGAAGCAGACUUAAAGGGUGAUGGAGCUAAAUUUGAUGCAAGACAUCAGGUUAUGGGUGGUGGAGGCUGUGGUGGUGCUGGAACCAGCAAUGGAACUGGCAAUGGAAGUUCGGCUGACCUGGAGGAUAUUGGAAAGAAGGCUAAGAAGGAAUGA
Exophiala bonariae is the source of this 1161-nucleotide messenger RNA. RefSeq lists its product as uncharacterized. The coding region runs from base 1 to 1161 and encodes 386 amino acids. NCBI's taxonomy places the organism in Eukaryota, Fungi, Ascomycota, Eurotiomycetes, Chaetothyriales, Herpotrichiellaceae. Gene Ontology annotation, molecular function: 4 iron, 4 sulfur cluster binding; catalytic activity. The transcript has 2 exons. The record is from RefSeq and is a predicted model, not a curated record.